Macrobrachium nipponense is the source of this 516-nucleotide messenger RNA. RefSeq names its product RNA-binding region-containing protein 3-like. The transcript is spliced from 4 exons. Bases 96 to 500 code for a protein of 134 amino acids. NCBI's taxonomy places the organism in Eukaryota, Metazoa, Arthropoda, Malacostraca, Decapoda, Palaemonidae. The record is from RefSeq and is a predicted model, not a curated record. Gene Ontology annotation, molecular function: nucleic acid binding.
ACAGUGCGAGACGAGAGCAGUCUUCAUUUACAUAAACACCAGACUUGUUGUUUUAAUUUAAAGGAAAGCUGAGGAGCAACAAACAUUGAUAUGUCAUGAUGCCUACACUUCUAAAGGUGUGGUCAUUUGAAGAAAGACUAUCAAAUGAGGAUAAAGAAGAUCUUUUAAAAUAUUUUGGUGCUGAAAGUGUGCAACACAUUCCAAGACAUGGCAGAGAUAUGGCUGUACUUGCUAGCUUCAAGAGACAGGAAGACUGUGAAUAUGCCAUGAAGAAAUUACAUCAACAAGAAAUUUUAGGAAGAAGACUAAUGGCUGUUUACAAAGAACCUUCAUUAAUGUCCUCUAAACAACCUCAUCUAGACACAAGUGAAAGCUCAAAGGUGCAAGAACCCUCACAUGAAGAAAUUAUAAGGAAAAAAAUCAAGGAAUAUGAAGCUCGCCUGUCAUCUAUCUCAUCAGUCUUUAACAUCAAGCAUCCCAUACCACCUCAUCUCAAGUAAGGCCUUUUCUGCAUUG